Molecule: messenger RNA, 2418 nt
Organism: Thamnophis sirtalis
Lineage: Eukaryota; Metazoa; Chordata; Lepidosauria; Squamata; Natricidae
Gene: ZBTB39
Product: zinc finger and BTB domain containing 39
Biological process (GO): regulation of transcription by RNA polymerase II
Cellular component (GO): nucleus
Molecular function (GO): protein binding; DNA-binding transcription factor activity, RNA polymerase II-specific
Source: RefSeq, a predicted model, not a curated record
UAGGGGAGGCCGGAGCCCUUUGUGUAUGCGAAAGCGGGGAUGCUGCCCACCGCCUCCCGGAGCUUCUCGCCCAAUUGCCCCCCCUUCGGUGCAUCUGAAAAAUGUGGCAGUAGAAGUCAAAAGUGAACAGGAGAAGGAGAUUUUAAGGAAUAGUCAAGAUGGGCAUGAGGAUCAAACUUCAUAGCACUGACCAUCCGAAUAACUUGUUGAAGGAACUUAACAAAUCUCGAUUGACAGAGUCUAUGUGUGACGUCACCAUUGUUGUGGGUAGCUGUUCGUUCCCUGCACACAAAGCAGUGCUGGCAUGUGCAGCAGGCUAUUUCCAGAAUCUUUUCCUGAAUACAGGAUUGGAUGCUGCCCGCACUUAUGUAGUGGAUUUCAUUACUCCGGCCAACUUUGAAAAGAUUCUGAAUUUUGUUUAUACAUCAGAGCUCUUCACGGACCUUAUAAAUGUGGGUGUCAUUUAUGAGGUUGCUGAAAAAUUGGGCAUGGAUGAUUUGCUGAAGGCUUGCCAUUCUACCUUCCCAGAUUUGGAAAACUCAGCUGUCACUAAACAGCCUUCUGCCUCAAAUGAAAGCCGGCCUAGUGGUGCUUUAGCUGAACCAAACCAUUCUCUAGGUGAAAGUCGAAAUAGUGGGGAACAGCUGGGAUCAGAGCGAAAUUGCAAUAUGCAUGGUGAAGCAGCCACUGGCUACAAAGAAGAUCCUACCAAUGAAGCUACUCACACUUUAAUACAUCCACAGACUCCCAAAGCUGAAGAGCAAGAACCAACAGGACCAUUUACUGGUGCCAUGAGUAUAAUGACCCAGGGUGGUCUCGGUAAUAUUAGCAUGGCUGUUCAAACCCCUGUGAACUCUUGUCAGCAGUAUAAGGUCCAGAGCAAUGGGGAUUAUAACAAAAGUAAUCUUUUUGCCUCCGAUGUCUCCUUAGAUAUAUCAACAAGUAGCAAUUCCUGCCCCAGCAAUAGUGACCAUUCCAAAGAUCACGGUUUUGGGCCGAUGGAUGAAUUGCAGCUGGAGGACUUGGGGGAAGAAGAUCUGCACUUUGAAGAUCCCAGUGAAGAGCUGGGUGCUGCAGAGGAAGUGAUAGAGCUGAGCGAUGAUAGCGAGGAAGAGCUAUCCUUCGAGAACGACAGCCGGGAAAACAAGGCCAUGCCGUGUCAAGUGUGCAAAAAGGUUUUGGAGCCCAACAUUCAGUUGAUCCGUCAGCAUGCUAGGGAUCAUGUAGACCUUCUGACCGGCAAUUGCAAGGUUUGUGAGACCCAUUUCCAAGACAGGAACUCUAGAGUCACUCAUGUCCUGUCACACAUUGGGAUAUUCCUUUUUUCCUGUGAUAUGUGUGAGACUAAGUUUUUCACCCAGUGGCAGCUGAAUCUUCAUCGCCGAGAAGGGGUGUUUGACAACAAUAUUAUUGUCCAUCCCAGUGACCCUCUGAUAGGAAAGGUCAAUUUGUUCAAUGGGGAUUUAGCAUGUGCUGCCUGUAGGAAACCACUGGCCAAAGAUUUUCAUGUGGUUCGUGGCCACAUCUUGGACCAUGUGAAUGUGAAAGGCCAAAUAUGUGGUAUAUGUGACCAGCAACAUCUCAAUCUCUGCAGCUUGAUGUGGCACACACUUUCCCACUUGGGAAUUUCUGUCUUUUCUUGCUCUAUCUGUGCCAGUAGUUUUGUGGAUAGACAUCUUUUGGAGAAGCAUGUGGCUGUCCAUCAAAGUAUGGAAGAAGCUCUCUUCCGGUGUCAUUACUGCGGUCAGGCUUUCAAACUUGAAGCUGCGUAUCGCUACCAUGUUAGUCAGCACAAGUGUAACUCUACCUUGGACCUCGUCCGGCCGAACUUUGGUGACCGUCUUCAUCAGCAAGCAUUGCAAAAGCGGAAGCUGACGGAGAAGUUCCUAAAUGAGGACGUGGCUCUCCAGAACCAACCUGGGAAUAGUAAAUAUAGCUGUAAGGUUUGUGGGAAAAGAUUUGCUCAUACCAGUGAAUUCAACUAUCAUCGGCGGAUCCACACAGGGGAGAAGCCCUAUCAGUGCAAAGUGUGCUACAAGUUCUUCCGUGGACGUUCUACCAUAAAGUGUCAUCUGAAGACACAUUCUGGGGCUCUCAUGUACCGGUGCACCGUUUGUGGCCACUACAGUUCCACCCUUAACCUUAUGAGCAAGCAUAUAGGUGUGCACAAAGGGAGCCUCCCACCAGACUUUACCAUUGAGCAAACUUUCAUGUACAUCAUCCAUUCCAAAGAUGCAGAAAAAAACUCAGAGAGCUGAUGCAGCUAUACUGGGGAAGUAAACACUACUUGAGAUAGCAGUGAAACUUGUUUCAGAAUUUUUUAAAAAUUACUUUUAAUGGUCUGUAUACUUUUAUUUUCUUACAUUUCUUGUAGAAUUUUCCUUAAAAUCACUGUCCUGUGAAACAAUAUCACAUUAG